UCUCCCCUGCCAAAUAAAUAAUCUCGAAAGGAUGAAGAAGCUUUCUUGUUUUGGUAACAAGUCGGAGCACAACCUGCCUAGCAUUCAAAAACUCUCUUGCCUCCGCUCUUGCCACCCCGUCGCAUCUUCCCUCCUCCGCAGCUUGGCCCGCCGAGCCAACUCUUUCUGGACUCAACUAGCUUACUUCUUCCUCGUCUCCGCCAUCGGCUAUUGGGCACUAAAGCUCUGCGACCCCAAAUCGUCCUCCGACAAGCCUCAUGACCUCGACGUGUUCUUCACCUCCGUCUCUGCGACCACGGUCUCGAGCAUGUCCACCGUGGAAAUGGAGGCCUUCUCCAAUUCCCAGCUCGUCGUCAUGACCCUCCUUAUGCUCUUAGGCGGGGAGGUCUUCACUUCCCUCCUCGGGCUUCAUCUAUCGAGGUCCACAUUCACCGUACGGGAUCAUCCCAAGGUGAAUUCCGCGUUUUCCGACCACUCUGACAAUAAUAUUGAGCUCGAACCUCCUCCUCUCAAAUUCGACCUCGAAAUGAAAGGGACGGCGUUGAAGCCAGCUCUUUGUGGCGACGGAUUCGUCAAGUCCAGGGCAGUCAAGUGUUUGAGCUACGUUGUCCUGGGUUACCUCAUCAUAGUUCAUGCUGUCGGCUCAACUUUGCUUUCUGUGUACAUGAGCAUCGUUCCAAGCGCGAGGAAAGUCCUUCGGGACAAAGGCCUUGCCGUGCAGACGUUCUCCGUGUUCACUACCGUGUCGACUUUCGCCAACUGCGGCUUUGUCCCCACGAACGAAAACAUGCUGGCCUUCAAGCACAACCCGGGCCUCCUGUGGCUGCUCCUUCCGCAGGUCCUCCUCGGGAACACGCUCUACCCACCGUGUCUCCGGGCAGCACUCUGGCUCCUCGAGCGGGCAACGGGGCGGGCUGAGUUUGGCCACAUGCUGAGGAAUUCCAGGGAGAUGGGGUAUGCGCCAUUGCUUCCGGGCUUUCAGUGCCUUUGCUUGGCCGUAACAGUGUGGGGAUUCGUCUUGGUGCAGUUCGUGGCACUGUGCUGCACGGAGUGGGGCUCGCCGGCCAUGGAGGGCCUGAGUCCGUACGAGAAGUUAGUGGGGGCUCUGUUUGAGGCGGUGAACGCCAGACACGCCGGCGAGUCAGUCUUCGACCUCUCCAUGGUUUCUCCGGCGAUUUUGGUGCUCUUCGUCCUGAUGAUGUAUCUUCCAUCAUAUACCUCAUUUCUUCUGGUAAGAAAUGGUGAGACAGCACCAAAAACUCAAACAGAUGAGCCUAGGAGGGGCUUGUUGCCAUGCCUGAUGCUUUCGCAGCUGUCAUAUUUAGCAAUCUUCAUCAUUCUUAUCUGCAUCAGCGAGAGAGAUAAUUUGAAGAACGACCCGCUCAACUUCAAUGUCUUCAACAUCACGAUAGAAACAAUAAGCGCCUACGGCAAUGUCGGGUUUUCGAUCGGCUAUAGCUGCAAAAGGCAGCUAAACACAGACAGCCCGUGUAGGGACGCUGCAUACGGUUUCGUAGGAAGAUGGAGCAACAAAGGCAAGUUCAUUCUGAUGAUAGUCAUGUUCUUUGGGAGGUUGAAGAAAUUUUCCAUGAAAGGUGGCACUGCUUGGAGCUUGUCUUAGCAUAUCCUUACAAACCACACAAUCCUCAAGUUAGAGAUAGAAAGGUCGGUUGACAUUGUAAUAUAGUCUCGUAUCCGUGUAGAAAUUACCAAUUUUCGUCCAUGUUCUGUUUCUUCAAGUAGUUACAAAUUGACCGUCCAUUAUCCUACUUGGUAAGGGACAGCGAGGGACGGUUUUGUUCGUUCUGGGGUUUCUAGGAUUGCUGUGACUGAUGCUUUGAUUUGUCACAAUGUGUCGCAAUGCGUUAUUGUAAUCCACGUGUAAUAAGAGGAAUGACUAUUUGAUUGUCCUUA
Molecule: messenger RNA, 1914 nt
Organism: Rhodamnia argentea
Lineage: Eukaryota; Viridiplantae; Streptophyta; Magnoliopsida; Myrtales; Myrtaceae
Product: sodium transporter HKT1
Exons: 3
Coding region: 32-1621 (529 amino acids)
Biological process (GO): transmembrane transport; monoatomic cation transport
Cellular component (GO): plasma membrane
Molecular function (GO): sodium ion transmembrane transporter activity
Source: RefSeq, a predicted model, not a curated record